CUCUGCAUGUGUGGGCAUGCAAAUCGGGAUAGCUGCGGCAUCCUGACCGCUCGGCGCGCCGCCCUGGUAUAAAUCGCGUCCUCGAGGGGGUCGUAUGGUAGGUCGGCUCUCCUGCUAAUCAUCCACGCGCCAGGAUGGCCCGCACGUUCCCUCUCCGCUGCGUGUCCACCUUCAGCUUGCUGCUCGUCGGUUCGCACUUCCUCGGAGCGGCUGCGUUCGACCUUUCCCUCCGGGACAAUGUCGCUGUGUACUGGGGACAGGAUUCUUAUGGGGCGACUCACUCGGAUUACGCCAAUUUCCAGCAGCCAAUCUCAUACUACUGUCAGGACGACGCGAUCGACGUGAUCCCGAUUGCCUUCGUCAAUGACUUCUUUGGCACUGGCGAUUACCCCGUUCUCAACCUAGCGAAUACUUGCAACACUACCAAUGCGGAGUACUUCAAUGGCACCAACCUUUUGGACUGCUCCUUUCUGGCGUCGGACAUCGAAUACUGCCAGAACCAGGGCAAGGCUGUGACCAUCAGUCUGGGAGGCGGCGGUGCCAGUGUCGGAUUUACUGACGACUCCGAGGCCGAAUCGUUCGCGGACCAAAUCUGGAAUCUCUUUCUUGGUGGCUCCAGCGACUACCGUCCGUUCGGUAGCGUUGUUCUCGAUGGAGUUGAUCUCGACAUCGAAGGGGGUUCGGAAACGGGAUAUGCGGCCUUCAUUGCGCAGCUUCGCACUUACUUCACCAGCGCGGACAAGAGCUUUUACAUCAGCGGCGCACCUCAGUGCGAAUACCCCGAUGAAUACCUUGGAAGCGCGCUGAAUACGGCCUGGUUUGACAUGGUUUAUGUGCAGUUCUACAAUAAUCCAUGUGGCUUGCAAAACUUCGACGAGGCCUCGGGCUGGGACUACGGUAUAUGGGAUAUCUGGGCGCACAAUACAAGUCUGAACCCAGACGUCAAGAUAUUUGUCGGUGCACCUGCCUCGAGUACAGCGGCAGGAACUGGAUACCAGACUUCCGACGCACUCUCAGAUUAUGCGGUAUCAACGCGUAACGCAUUCCCGUCUUUCGGCGGUGUCAUGAUGUGGGAUGCAUCUCAAGCCUAUCAGAACGAUCGCUAUGAUUUGGCCAUCAAGAACGCGCUGGUUGCUGCUGGAGGCACUGGUUUUACUUACCCACCUUGCGACGCCGAGGAAUGGCAGAGUGGCGCUGACUAUCCAGGAGGCACAAACGUAUCAUACAACGGCUACAUCUGGGAGUCUAAGUACUAUGCCUCCGAUGAGCUGACUGCAAACUACCAGGGCGACUGGUCACCUCGAAGCGCAUGCUCCGGUGGGUCUACCACACCCACCAGUUCGACAAGCGCAGCCUCUUCCACCGCGACUACCGGUACGGGUAACUGCGUGGGCGUAUCUGCAUGGUCCAACAGCGCGGCAUACACGGGUGGCUCGCAAGUAACCUACAACGGCAACUUGUGGACGGCCCAGUGGUGGACGGAGGGCGAUACGCCCGGAGGGUCCGCUGGUGUAUGGGUCGAUGAUGGAGCUUGCUCGUCCAGCGCCGCCGUAGCGCGCGACGUCCCUGACCCGACGCUCAUCGCACGCGCUCGCUCACGCUUCUUCCGUUUCUAAGUGGAAGAGGUACCGUAUCUGGUAUCUGUUGAUCGCUUGUCCUCUCGAGCGGUCAAGACGGGAUUGCCGAGCAUCCCGUCUCUUUUAUUCGUGGCAUAACGGGCGUG
This is a messenger RNA of Rhodofomes roseus, 1723 nucleotides long. RefSeq names its product class III chitinase. Bases 135 to 1616 code for a protein of 493 amino acids. Gene Ontology annotation, biological process: carbohydrate metabolic process. Gene Ontology annotation, molecular function: chitinase activity; carbohydrate binding. The transcript has 14 exons. The record is from RefSeq and is a predicted model, not a curated record. Lineage: Eukaryota; Fungi; Basidiomycota; Agaricomycetes; Polyporales; Fomitopsidaceae. Gene Ontology annotation, cellular component: extracellular region.